Racocetra persica is the source of this 198-nucleotide messenger RNA. The record is from the annotation of a GenBank genome assembly. NCBI's taxonomy places the organism in Eukaryota, Fungi, Glomeromycota, Glomeromycetes, Diversisporales, Gigasporaceae.
AUGCCAAAGGAAAUUUUAAUGCACGACGAGCAACAAGUACGCAAAAAAAGCACAGACAUAUCAGAUAAGAAAAGUAAAAGAGUCAGCAUCGAAGAAGAAAGUGAAAGCGUUGAAUUAACUCCAGAAUUAACUUCAGAAUUAACUCCAGAUGACGAUGAAGAUGGCCCAGAAUUCAAUUAUUAUGAAGAAGGAAAUGAU